AUGAAGCUCUUUAACAUCCUCUUUCCCAUGAUCAUUAGUAUUAGGGCGGCAAUUGCCAGUUUAAUCGCGGAAGCCAGCACCCAAAACCUUGAAUUCAAGACUUGUGUUGUGAAUCCUGGCGGCAACUCUUCCAUAGACGACGCUCCUGCUAUAAUUGAUGCUUUUACCCAAUGUGGUCACAACGGAAAGAUUCUUUUCCUCAAUGAGACGUAUCAUGUCAAUACUGUAUUAAACACCACCGGGCUCAAGAAUUGUGAAGUAGAUCUCAGGGGGACAUUACUAAUCUUGCAGUCUUCAGCAUGGGUUUUUGGUGGAGACAAUAUCAAUUUCCAAGGCCACGGAUAUGGAACCUUGAAUGGAAGUGGGCAAGCAUGGUAUACAUUUAUACAUGGCAAAAGCAACUACCCUGGUCGACCACAUGCAAUAACGAUUGCGAAUACAACGAAUUCUGUGUUUGAGGGAAUUAAAUUCGUGCAAAGUCAAAUGUGGACGAUGACUGUCAUCCACAGCAAAAAUGUCCUGCUCCAAGAUAUCUACGUCAAUAAUGCUGGCAAUGACGGUACCACAAGCAGUAACACAGAUGGUGCCAAUACUAUAUUCUCGGACCACAUCACAUUCAAGCGGUGGGAUAUCACAAAUGGAGACGACAGCAUAGCCUUCAAAGCCAAUAGCACUAAUAUCCGCGUUCUCGAUAGUACAUUCCACAACGGUCUUGGUAUUGCAUUUGGCAGCAUCGGGCAAUACAAAGGGGAAUUCAACACUAUUGAAAAUAUCCGAGUGAAGAACAUAACUUGUUACAACACACUCCAUGGAGCUUAUGUCAAGACUUGGACUGGCCAGCAGGUUGGAUACCCACCGAAUGGUGGUGGCGGUGGAUUGGGAUUCAUGAAAGAUAUCCUUCUCUCCGACUUUACGUUAAACAAUCUCCGCGGGAUACCCUUUAGCAUAUCUCAAUGCACGACAUUCAGCGGCGUGGCUGGCGCGUGCAACACAUCUCUCUUUGAGAUCGAGGACUUGACAUUCGAGAAUGUAGCAGGGACAAUAGGCACGAACCCCAUCGCGAGUCUCCAAUGCAGCGCCGCUGCACCUUGUAAGAACAUUACUCUUCAAAACAUUGACCUUGCACUGAGAAAUGGAACUGCUGCAAGUGGGUAUAACUGCGAUGCUGUUUUCGGCUCGAUUGGAUUUAAUUGCACCGGUUUUACUUGUGGAACGAGUAGCGCUACGGGGUCGUGUUAG
Lachnellula hyalina is the source of this 1239-nucleotide messenger RNA. RefSeq names its product Alpha-L-rhamnosidase. Gene Ontology annotation, biological process: carbohydrate metabolic process. Gene Ontology annotation, molecular function: polygalacturonase activity. The transcript has 5 exons. Bases 1 to 1239 code for a protein of 412 amino acids. The record is from RefSeq and is a predicted model, not a curated record. Lineage: Eukaryota; Fungi; Ascomycota; Leotiomycetes; Helotiales; Lachnaceae.